Molecule: messenger RNA, 720 nt
Organism: Xylona heveae TC161
Lineage: Eukaryota; Fungi; Ascomycota; Xylonomycetes; Xylonales; Xylonaceae
Product: 40S ribosomal protein S6-B
Exons: 3
Coding region: 1-720 (239 amino acids)
Biological process (GO): translation
Cellular component (GO): ribosome
Molecular function (GO): structural constituent of ribosome
Source: RefSeq, a predicted model, not a curated record
AUGAAGUUGAACAUCUCCUACCCGGCGAACGGGUCGCAGAAGCUGAUUGAGGUGGACGAUGAGCGCAAGCUCCGCGUUUUCAUGGAACGACGAAUGGGCCAGGAGGUCCCCGGCGACAGCGUUGGCGACGAGUUCAAGGGCUACGUCUUCAAGAUCACCGGCGGCAACGACAAGCAGGGUUUCCCUAUGAAGCAGGGUGUCAUGCACCCCACCCGUGUCCGCCUUCUCCUCGCCGAGGGCCACUCUUGCUACCGUCCCCGCCGUACUGGUGAGCGCAAGAGAAAGAGUGUCCGCGGCUGCAUCGUCGGCAUGGACCUCUCUGUCCUUGCCCUUGCCAUUGUCAAGCAGGGCGACAGCGAGAUCCCCGGCUUGACCGACGUCGUUCACCCCAAGCGUCUUGGUCCCAAGCGUGCUACCAAGAUCCGACGAUUCUUCGGUCUCACCAAGCAGGAUGAUGUCCGCAAGUUCGUCAUCCGCCGUGAGGUCCAGCCCAAGAAGGAGGGCGCCAAGCCUUACACCAAGGCCCCCCGUAUCCAGCGUCUGGUCACUCCCCAGCGCCUCCAGCACAAGCGUCACCACAUUUCCCUCAAGCGCCGUCGGGCCGAGGCCGCCAAGGAUGCUGCCAACGAGUACGCUCAGCUCCUCGCCAAGCGUGUCCACGAGGAGAAGGCCAAGAAGGACGAGCAGCGCAAGCGGAGAGCCUCUUCCCUGCGGAAGUAA